This is a messenger RNA of Drosophila elegans, 1870 nucleotides long. RefSeq names its product protein twist. The coding region runs from base 131 to 1633 and encodes 500 amino acids. Gene Ontology annotation, molecular function: DNA-binding transcription factor activity, RNA polymerase II-specific; protein dimerization activity; RNA polymerase II transcription regulatory region sequence-specific DNA binding. The record is from RefSeq and is a predicted model, not a curated record. The transcript is spliced from 2 exons. Gene Ontology annotation, biological process: developmental process; regulation of transcription by RNA polymerase II. NCBI's taxonomy places the organism in Eukaryota, Metazoa, Arthropoda, Insecta, Diptera, Drosophilidae.
CAGUGCGUGCAAGCAGAUCGAUACAGCAAACGCGGGCGUGAAACUACACAAAAACAUCUCAAGUUGCAAAAUAUUAUAUUUAAAUAUCCUAACUCAAGAAGUGUAUAAAAAAAACUAGAAAGAUCACCAAAUGAUGAGCGCUCGUUCAGUGUCGCCCAAAGUGCUGCUGGACAUUAGCUACAAGCCCACCUUGCCCAAUAUAAUGGAGCUGCAGCACAAUGUGAUCAAACUGAUCCAGGUGGAGCAGCAGGCUUAUAUGCAAUCGGGCUACCAACUGCAGCACCAGCAGCAGCAACUUCUCCACUCCCACUCCCACCAGCAACAGCAACAGCAGCAGCAGCAGCAACCUCAGUACGCGCCACUGCCCUCGGAAUACGCGGCCUAUGGCAUCACGGAACUGGAGGAUACCGACUACAAUAUACCCAGCAACGAGGUCCUUAGCACCAGCAGCAAUCACAGUGCCCAAAGCGCCAGCCUGGAGCUGAACAACAACAAUACCAGCAGCAACAACACGAGCUCCGGCAACAAUCAGAGUGCUUUCGAUGGCCAGACUGGCGGUGGAUCCUCCUGGAAUGAGCAUGGCAAGCGGGCCCGGAGCAGUGGCGACUAUGAUUGCCAAACCGGAGGAUCUCUGACCAUGCAACCGGAGCAAAAGAAGCUAAUCCACCAGCAACAACAGCAGCAACAGCAGCAGCAUCAGCAACAGCAGCAACAUCAGCAGCAGCAACACAUCUACGUGGACUACUUACCCACCACUGUGGAUGAGGUAGCCUCGGCCCAAUCUUGUCCUGGCGUCCAGAGCACCUGCACCUCCCCGCACUCCCAUUUCGAGUUUCCCGACGAGGAUUUGCCCGAGCACAAGGCUCAGGUUUUCCUGCCCCUCUACAACAACCAGCAGCAAUCGCAGCAGCAGCAGCAACAGCAGCAACACCAACCGAAUCAUGCCCAAAUGCACUUCCAAAACGCCUACAGACAAAGUUUCGAGGGCUAUGAGCCGGCCAACUCCCUGAACGGCAGUGCCUAUUCCAGCUCCGAUCGGGAUGACAUGGAGUACGCCCGCCACAACGCCCUGAGUUCCGUGGGCGAUCUGAACGGAGGAGUCAUGUCGCCCGCCUGCCUGGCGGACGACGGCAGUGCUGGGAGCUUGCUGGAUGGAUCGGAUGCCGGCGGAAAGGCCUUCCGGAAGCCACGUCGCCGGCUGAAGCGGAAGCCCAGCAAGUCGGAGGAAACGGACGAGUUCAGCAACCAGAGGGUGAUGGCCAAUGUGAGGGAACGCCAGCGCACACAGAGCCUGAACGAUGCCUUCAAGUCCCUGCAGCAGAUCAUCCCCACGCUGCCCAGCGACAAGCUCAGCAAGAUCCAGACCCUCAAAUUGGCCACAAGAUACAUCGACUUCCUGUGCCGCAUGCUCAGCUCGAGUGACAUAUCCCUGCUGAAGGCCUUGGAGGCCCAGGGAUCGCCCUCGGCCUACGGAUCGGCCAGUUCCUUGCUGAGUGCCGCUGCCAAUGGAGCCGAUGCCGAUCUCAAGUGCCUGCGCAAGGCCAACGGAGCACCCAUCAUCCCGCCCGAGAAGCUGAGUUACCUCUUCGGGGUGUGGCGCAUGGAGGGCGAUGCCCAGCACCAGAAGGCAUAGCACCGGAUCGGGCCACUAUAUGCCUGCCAAGGAUCCAAAAGGGGCUUCCAGCUGCAACUAUCGUGUGAAUUCCAGAGCCCUGGCCGCUCUCACUCUUCAAUUCUCUGUCACUCUUUCCAUAUACGUGUCGAUUAGAUGUCUAAGCCUAAACCUACGAUUAAAGCCUAUUUAAUUUUAUAGUCUAAACUAAAUUAAUUGUAAAAACGAAACAAGCCAAGAAACAAAGAAAAGCCAUGA